This is a messenger RNA of Megachile rotundata (alfalfa leafcutting bee), 2264 nucleotides long. Its product is annotated as TBC1 domain family member 19. Lineage: Eukaryota; Metazoa; Arthropoda; Insecta; Hymenoptera; Megachilidae. The record is from RefSeq and is a predicted model, not a curated record.
UCCCUUUCCAAAAAUAUAUAUUCUUAAAGUUUUUUAGGCUGCAAAACAUAUAAUUCGUAAAAGUUUUUUGGAGCGCAGACGAAGAUUACAAUAUUAGGUUUAAAUACUGUAAUAAGUUUAAAUAUCUGUCGCGCAACCGGAAAUGCUCCAUCUCCGCGACUGCGGGAAAGAAUUUAUUUACAAAUGGCGACUAUUUUUUAGAAUUGGCUGUAAAAUGCUUUGAACUAACUAGAAAGUUUUAGAACAAUACGAUGGCUGGCAAUAUAGAGGAAGUUCACGAAUCACAAUUAAAAAAAUCUGCAGAAAAGUUAACAGAGGAAAUACAAAACAUGGUUAAUUAUAAAAAUCUUUAUAGUGAAAUUCAGAAACUCGUCGCCUCAACAGCAGUAAAACGAGAAGAUUUCAAAAAUACAUUGAUAGACGCGUUAAAAAAUAAUAGUUUGGAAACGGAAAUAAGGAAUACGGUAUUUCAUUGGGCAAGAUCACAGGGUUCUUUAAUUACAUCCGUACCAUCUACUGAGGAAGUUGAUUUGAGUUACCUGAAAAAAGCUCAAAUACAAUGGGAGCGCAGAAUACAAAAAUCAUUAAAUUCGACGUGCAACGAAUUAAACGUACCUUUAGCGCGUAUAAGACCCAGCAUUGAUCGAGACGAAUUUACUGAAAAAUGGAACGAAUUAAGCACUUACGAUAUCGAUUUGUCUCAAUAUAGACCUCUUUAUGCGCCAAAAGACUUUUUGGAUGUUCUACUUGCUAUAAGGAAUCCGUCUUUCAAGAAACAACCAGACGAAUUGAAUUGGGAAUUCAGUCACAUACAAAUCCGUGUGAAAACGCUUACUCAAUUGAGACGGCUAUAUGUAGAACUGGCUAGCGGAAUGCCAUUGCUGGGAGUCAAUCCUGAUAUGCCGAGUUCGGAAAACUUUGCAAAUCUAGAGGAGGAGAGAAUCCAUCUCGGUGAGAAAGUAUUAAAAACCAAUCAUGCUCCGAUCGCGCAAGAAUUUUUGAAACGUGGAGCGCCCAGAGGUCUCCGAGGACGUCUUUGGUCUCUCGUUUUGGGAACUGUAGUAAAAGAGAACGACGUGGAAUAUUACGAGGAAUUAAAGAACAUGGUGCUGCAAUAUGACAUCGUUAUAGAUAAAUUAAUAAUAAAGGAUGUACAAUUAACAGCACGAAACGAUGAUCAAUAUUUUGUAUUCGAAGACGUCUUAUAUAAAACAAUGUUAUGCUUCUCUCGCGACUCAGAAGUAUUAGCGCCAGUUACGACUGACAAAAGUGCAGGCGGCCAAGUAAUUCAUGCGGUAUUGCAAGGGAAACCAGCUACGUUGGAAAAUACGCUCGUAUUUCCACCAAGUGGUGUAAUUCCAUUUCACGGUUUUACCAUGUAUGCUACCCCGUUCUGUUAUCUAUACGACGAUUCUUGCGCGACAUAUUACACAUUUCGUGCUUUUUAUUUGAGAUAUUGGUUUCGAUUGCAUACCGUAUCCAGUCACGAACAAGGUAUCGUAGCAUUGUGUUUGCUUUUCGAACGAUUGUUGCAAUGCCACGAACCUCAGCUCUGGUUUCAUUUCAGAAACAUUCAUAUACAACCAGUCAAAGUUGUUUUUAAGUGGAUUAUGAGAGGUUUCAGUGGACAUUUGCCACCCGAACAAUUGUUGUACCUUUGGGACUUAAUUUUGGGUUAUGAUUCCUUAGAAAUUAUCUCACUACUCGCAGUUACUAUACUAAGCUUCCGAAAAGAAAAUUUGUUGCAAGUUAAUAAUCAACAAAGCGUGGAGGUAACAUUUUAUUCUUUAGAAAACAUUAUUUGUCUUGUACAUAUUGUAUAUUUUCAGGCGGUCUUAGCAGAUUUAUCUUCCCUAAAAAUUAUACCGCUAUUACAAUUGGCUCUGUUAAGAGAGUAAAUUUUUCAAUUUUAUAAAACAAGAUUUACCACGUGGUUCUGCAAUGUAAUUAAAUACCUUUGAAGUUUAAAUUCAAAAGGCUGGUAUUGUUCGAUUUAUGGUUGUUCUGACUGAAUCCACAUUUUAGUGAAUCGUUUUAUGAUUCAUAGAUUGCAGUGAAAGUCUCAAAUGCAAUUUGUGAAAGUGAUAAAAGAUGUUUGAUUUAAAAAUGAUAUACAAUUAGUAACAUUAUAAACAUUGUAAACGCUAAAUUAAUCACAGUUUUUUACGCAUAUAACUAGAAGGAAGACCAACUUGCAGCUGAUUUCGGAACGCAACCAUACAUGUACAGGGUGUUUUAAAAACACGAAUGUACAAUGUUCGCUG